This is a messenger RNA of Alternaria alternata, 2886 nucleotides long. RefSeq lists its product as hypothetical. The record is from RefSeq and is a predicted model, not a curated record. Bases 1 to 2886 code for a protein of 961 amino acids. The transcript has 2 exons. Lineage: Eukaryota; Fungi; Ascomycota; Dothideomycetes; Pleosporales; Pleosporaceae.
AUGACAUACGCUGAUGAGGACGAGAUCGAUUGGAGUGAUGGUUCUUUCGAUGAUCCACCUCAGAAGGGUAUCGAUACCUUUGCUCGUCCGACUCAAUCCAGCCCAUCUGCGGAAAUACAGAACGAUCAAGACUAUCUACUUGUAUCAGAGGUACAUGGUCAACACCGGACAUCCUGCAGUCUUCCACCCGAAUCAGUUUCCGCGGAUGGAAACAGCACGGCCCAGGACCCUUCGCGUGUUCAGCGAGCCGGCAUAAGUGUUCAUCUCAACCAGCGUCUACCUUCUAAGGAAGAUUACGUGAAAUAUGCACUCUACCAAGCUAGCCAGAAAGCUUACGAGGCCACCUUUUUGAACACCUUCAUAUCACAUGCCUUGCAUCACGAUCGCAUAGCCCAAUGUUCUGAAGAUCCAACUGGUAGUAGCCCAACUGUUGUGGGAUAUAUGGAAUCGGUAAUUCAUGAGGUCGAUAGCAUCACGAGAAGGAUGAUCUGGAAUGCCCACUGUCGUAUGGUCCAUCUGCUCGCAAAAGACGGCAAGGAUGGCGCCCCAUUUCUCGAUAUAGACUCAUUCGACGCGAAACCCUUUUCAGAUUACGGUCCCAGCAAUCUCUUUCCUGUGGGAAAAAGAAUGGACGCAUCUUGGCAUCGUACAACUCCAAGUCCUCUCAUGGUUCAGUACUCAACCAAGGAGUACGAGCUUGGCGAUUUCAGUAAUACAGUGUUACGCAGAAUAAACAUCAGUGGCGUCUUGCCCACUGGACGCGCCGUCAGGUUGUCGACAUCCGGGAAGCGCAAAGGCAAGAAUAUGCCUGGAGCAGCGAUCCGGGAAGAUCGAACCAACUCGCCUUGUAGUAGUUGGCUCCCAUUUUCGCCGUUAGAUUCAAUGUCUGGUUCCCGCGUAUCGCAGCCCAUCGCAGACACUCCAGUCAGUAUUAUCCACCAAGCAGACUUAGAUGGUGCUCGCCAAGAGUCUGGAACUUCCGUCUCUCCAGCAUAUGCGCAUGACAGGCUAUCGUGCUCAUCUCCUACCCACCUCGAAAUUCCAUUCGGCCAUUGUGAUGUGGAGACUUCGAACAGUGAUAAUGCCAUGCAGAGUAUUGAGUACACGGAGAAUGUAAAUCCAUGGCGGAUGAGACUGGUUAACGACCACAAGCGGAGGCUGACGCGGAAAUGGGGCAACCCACCACAGGCUAUCGGUUGUGCAGUUCGAAACUUCAAGCAAGCCGUUACUGCGGCUAUCUCUAUAGGCAUCCACCCUAUCGCACAUGACCACCUGAAGAGAAUCGAGGCUAUCACAACAAGGAAACAACACCAGAAGUAUGCCAGACGCUCCGAUCAGUCCCGGAACAAGGAUGGUUCAGUAUACAGUGAGGAAGCCGCACCAGAGUUGCAUGUGUCACGUACUCGUCUUACAGGCUCAACAGCGGCUCUAUCAGAGUCCAUGCCAGACCAACUAGCCUCCACUGAGCUACAGAGAACGGCGCCCUUAGCACGACCAAAGAAGAGGAGGAAUAUAGCUGCGGUAGAGCAUGUUCCAGCCAUGUCCUCUACAGAGAAUUGGAAGACUGCCUUCAAAUCUUGUAGAGAGUCCGCAAUUUACUCGAACGAUGAGACCUCAUCCACUGGCCAGGCGCCAUAUCCUAGUCUUCAGAAAUCGAGAACUCUGGAAUCGCAUCAGCAUCUUCCCCCCAACGCUUAUUUCGAGCCAAUCUCCAGAGAUGAGAAAUUUGUCUGGCGUUGUGCCGUCAAGCACGCAAUGGGUCACUACUACAACGCUGGAGACCGCAAAUCCUGUAGGGGCUGUAACACCGCUCUUAGUGAUAAUGUUCGUGUUGUCUUGAUGGACUUUUACAUGCCGCCGAGGACCUUUUACUUCCAACCCGCGCAAGGUAUGCGCUGGAAACCUUCCAAACGAUUAAGCCAAUCUCGUAAAUGGGGAUUCUCUUGCCAUGAUGCGGUUGCGAAAGACGCUUACUGGAAAGCUAUAAAUUCCGGCGCGUUGGAAGAAGAAGCUCAACAAAUAGGUAUUGACGCAGUAGUGGAAUACAUCAAACCGAAGCCGCCUCCAAAAGCACCCACACCCGAACCGACCACAGACCCAGAGCCCGAUCCUGGUCCCCAUACAAGCGGUUCGACCACGAUGGAGCAUGGGCAAGACAUUCCUGAUGGUUACUACUGGGAGAAGCGAAAGACAGACGAAGAGCAUGCCUGGCGAUGUGAUGUUAACCACGGUCUUGGGCGUUAUUACCUAGCGGGUGACAAGAAGACUUGCCCAGGCUGUGGAUCCAGUCAGAGAAGCCCUGGCAAGCAUAAAAAAAUGGAUUUUUAUCUCCCAUCGGGGGUCAUUGUCCGACAAGAAGCACCUGGCUUAUCGAAAUAUAAGCCUCGUAAGCCGUACAAGCUGAGCAAAUCUACCGCUACGAAGAGAGGAUUGGUCACUCACAAUCAGAUGUGCAAUAGGGUAUACUUUAGUCUUGUUGACGACGGCUACGAUGCAGAAGAGGCUUUGCGGCUUGCUGUAGAGAGAGUCGACAGUGAGCUGGACAAGAAACAGGAGAGGAAGAUGAAGCAACAGGACGAGCAAGAUGGGUGUGAAGGCCCAGAGGCAUUGAGAAAGCCGAGUACUUCAAGCAGUGCUCCAAGAAAGGAUUCUGUCAACACAAGUGAAGUCGAUAGAAAGAGAGCCAAAUGUCGUCGCAACUCUCGAGGUGGCUGUACCAUAGCUCUCGUUCCGAAGAAGCGAAGCGCGAACGACCUGAGCGAGGAAGAGACCUAUGGUGUCGCUGUCGAUCAGGAAACUGGGGACACGUCAAGCGAACAAGACCCACGGGAUUCCUUCGAGAUUUCAUCUACGGAAGAAGAAAGCUCUGCCUCGGAGAGUGAGUGA